Macadamia integrifolia is the source of this 1077-nucleotide messenger RNA. Its product is annotated as auxin-induced protein AUX28-like. Gene Ontology annotation, cellular component: nucleus. Gene Ontology annotation, biological process: regulation of DNA-templated transcription. NCBI's taxonomy places the organism in Eukaryota, Viridiplantae, Streptophyta, Magnoliopsida, Proteales, Proteaceae. The transcript has 4 exons. Gene Ontology annotation, molecular function: protein binding. Bases 1 to 1077 code for a protein of 358 amino acids. The record is from RefSeq and is a predicted model, not a curated record.
AUGAUUGAUAAUGUAAGGAAUGGUCAGAAGUCCAACUCCACAUUCAGUAAAGUUGGGUGGAAUAACAUUAAAGCAGGACUAGAAGCAACUUUCCAACGUCCAUUUCGAAAAGAGCAGCUGUGUAAUAAGAUGAAUAAGCUACGAGGUGACUAUAAUAGUUUCAGGCGGUUGCUCGAAACUACGGGAUUUGGAUGGGAUUCAAAUACCAGGACUGCUACAGCUGCAGAUUCUGUUUGGGAAAAUGCUAUAAAGGCAAAUCCAAAUUGGACCGAAUUCCGAAAGAGUGGACUUCCAUGGUGGCCAGAGUUGUUAGAGGUCUUCUCAGACUCAAGUGCUCGAGGAGAUAGAGGAGUAUCUCAGCAUACUGCUGGGAAGCAAAAGUCCAUUGACAUUGAUCUUGAUUGUGAGGAUGAGAAUGAUACACAUGACUCCCCUGAAGAUGUAGUAGGUCUGGAUGAUAUAGAGCCUACAGAUGUUGAUGAAGUGGUCAGUCGUUCUACAACAAAGCGGAAGCAUGAUAGAACUCCCACAGACCGAAGGAAGAAGAGUACCACAAAAAUCAUUACCAAAUCUGCACAUGACUUCAGCUCAUAUGUGGCCUGGAAAAUGGAACGGGGGGGUAGUAGUACUCCCACUUCCAGACCAGUUCUUCCAACUGUCAAUAAUCUAGUGGAUGGAAUGUACAGCAUCAAAGCAUGUCAGGCACAAGUAGUUAGGUGGCCACCAAUCCGAUCAUACAGGAAGAACAAUUUUCAACCCAAGAAGACAGAGGCUGAAGCCGCUGGGAUCUAUGUGAAAGUGAGCAUGGAUGGAGCUCCUUAUCUCAGAAAGAUUGAUCUCAAGUUCGACAAGGGAUACCCAGAGCUCCUCAAGGCCUUAGAGGACAUGUUCAAGUUUAAGAUAGGUGAGUACUCAGAAAGAGAACGAUACAAUGGUUCAGAGUAUGCAUCAACUUAUGAAGAAAAAGAUGGUGACUGGAUGUUGGUUGGAGAUGUUCCAUGGAAUAUGUUCAUCUGCUCCUACAAGAGACUCAGAAUCAUGAAAGGAUCAGAGGCCAGAGGCAUGGGUUGUGCAUAA